AUGACCGCUGUUACCCAAUCUCAAGUAGAUCAUUUGAUUACUGAAUUAGUACCGCAUGUGGACACAGAAGCACAUCAGGAAGAACUAGGCUUAAAAGUGUAUGAAUGCUUUCUAAAGGCUAAACCAGAAUAUAUUUGUAAAUUUUCAAGACUUCAAGGACUUGAUGUUAGUAAUUUUGCACAAUCAGAAGGGCUCAAGUACUACGCAAGAACUUUGGUUGCGGCUCUUGUGCCGAUAAUUAAAGCUGCAGCAAAUAAGUGUGAAUUAGAUAAACUUUGCAUGGAUGAAGCUAAUAUGCACAGAAAUCGUCAAGUUAACGAACAAAUAUUUCUAGAUUCACUGCCAAUAUUCAUUGAAUUUUUCAACAAUUUCAUCAAUGAUGAACAAAAUAAAGAAACAAUGAGUAAAAUAUUGACUUACGUCUUCAAAACAAUCGGUUCUCAAAUUUAA
Schistosoma mattheei is the source of this 450-nucleotide messenger RNA. NCBI's taxonomy places the organism in Eukaryota, Metazoa, Platyhelminthes, Trematoda, Strigeidida, Schistosomatidae. The record is from the annotation of a GenBank genome assembly.